AUGGCGAUGUUAGCUGUUUCGUUCGCGGUUUCCCGCGUAAAGAAGCUCCCGCCAUUUCUUUUUCCAAAUAGAUUUGAUUCAACAGAUACGAGUUUGACAAAAGAGGACACGUUGAUAUUAUUAAAACCUCCUUCGACGGCUUCGACUAAUUGGAGCAAUAUUAUUAGAGAAGCGGAGAAAGUGGUCGGUUAUCCGACAUCUUUUAUAAAUUUACGACAGUGCCUACAAAGUGAUGACUUAGCGAAUUUAACUGUUUAUUUGAAGAAAUUGAUAGGUAAUAACCACUUUCAACCGCAAACAGUGAAGAAAAUCCUUUACGGCGACUCCAAGAACCUGCAGCCGUGGGGGCUGAUCAUCCUGCUGCUGUGCAAAACGGUGAGGAGCAACUCCCCGCAGCCACAACUGGACAAGAUCGAGGAACACCAGCGGCAGCUCGCCGAGGUCACCGAGAUGAUACGCGCUGGACACUUGAUCCAUAAAGGAAUCAUCAACAUACCGUUCGCAAAGCGAUCCCAAACUUCAGAAACAAUUACAUUCGGUAACAAAAUCGCACUAUUGCUAGGCGACUGCUUGCUGACUACAGCUUCUAGCAUGCUAGCAGACCUACGUAAUUUUGACGUUUAUUACACCAUGCACAGUGCCUUAAAAGACCUAUCUGAAGGAGAAUUCUUCGGAGAAAGAGACGAACAAAACAUGCCUUUGCCAGGAAAGCCUAAAAAGGCAAAAGAAGAUUUAGACAUUCCUUUAGACACUAUGUCGAUAAGCGCCAAUGAUGUGCUCGGGAAGCCCAGGAAGGAAUGGACGGCCAGGUCUGUGUUCAACGGGAUCAGACUCCUGGGCAGGGGCUGUCAGUCUGCGAUGGUGUUAGCCAAACAGAGUCGAGAGACCCAGACGUACGCAUACCAUUUCGGGUGCCACGUCGGUCUCGCGUGGCAAGCUGCCACCGAACUACAGACCCUGACUUCCGACAACAAAGACCAGUUCUGCCUGGCCAGUGCCCCGGUUCUCUUCGCGUUGGAAGACAAUCCUGAUUUAUACAAGAUAAUAGACCAAGGUAAAAAUGACGUGAAAGAUGUGGACUAUGAAGAUUUGAAGUUCAAUAUACUGAAGACAGACGCGGUAGAAAAGACGAAGAUGUUGUAUCAGGAUCACGCGAGGAAAGCCACGGCGUAUGCUGAGAGUAUCGGGCAGAAUGACUCUGUGGAUAUGAUUAAGAAGCUUAUUAAUACCUUUUAACACCUCACACGGUAUGCCCUGUCCUUCCUGUCCUGCCUGCACGCGAAAAGUCUUGAUGCUGGCUACUGACAAUGCUAUUUCCGUAGUCAGAUACUGGGAAGGUAACAUACAGGGUGUUAGUGACAUCGUAACAACCUCAGUGUCCGCCCCAAAAUUCAAGGUAUUUUUUGUUUUUCUUUAAUGAUUUUUAAUUCUAUAGGUACUUUUGCAAUGGACAAUUAUUCCCCUUGAUAUGAACUCAGAAUAAUUAGCUGAUGUGGUUAGGUCAGGUGGCGAA
Messenger RNA from Pectinophora gossypiella (pink bollworm), 1513 nucleotides. Its product is annotated as all trans-polyprenyl-diphosphate synthase PDSS2-like. Gene Ontology annotation, molecular function: prenyltransferase activity. Gene Ontology annotation, biological process: ubiquinone biosynthetic process; isoprenoid biosynthetic process. NCBI's taxonomy places the organism in Eukaryota, Metazoa, Arthropoda, Insecta, Lepidoptera, Gelechiidae. The transcript is spliced from 4 exons. The record is from RefSeq and is a predicted model, not a curated record. Bases 1 to 1236 code for a protein of 411 amino acids. Gene Ontology annotation, cellular component: mitochondrion; transferase complex.